This is a messenger RNA of Aplysia californica (California sea hare), 3179 nucleotides long. Its product is annotated as E3 ubiquitin-protein ligase BRE1A. Bases 832 to 2613 code for a protein of 593 amino acids. The record is from RefSeq and is a predicted model, not a curated record. Lineage: Eukaryota; Metazoa; Mollusca; Gastropoda; Aplysiida; Aplysiidae. The transcript has 4 exons.
CAGUGUAUCUUUGAAAUCCUGCCUUACCCAGCUUAUUCACCAGACCUAGCCCCCCUCAGACUUUUUUCCUGUUUCUUAAUCUUAAAUAAUCACUCAAAGGACGUAAAUUCCAUGACAACGAGUGCGCCAUUGAAGCUGUUGAUGUUGAAGGCUGGUUAGGGGCCCAUUCUGGGUCAUUUUUCUCUCAAAGACAUUUGAAGGUCAAAGAAAGGUGGCAGAGAUGUGUUACUCUGCUUAGUGACUAUAUAUAUAGAAAUAAAAGUAUGUGUGCCAAGUUCCAAAGCUCUAUCUUUAUUCCUUCAUACUUAAACCAAAGAUUUCUUGACCCCCCCCCCUCGUAAGGCACUGGGUCAUGUGAAAUUAAGGUUGACUAGCAGCUAGAUCUUUUUUUUUCACAAUGGCAAUGGGCAUGUAAAAUUUGUUUUUCAAACAGUGUACUUUUUACGUUACACAUUCAGCAUAACACUGGCUCUGUUCGUCACAAGAUGAACAAACUUGUUCUUUUCCUGCACCAGUGAUGCAGACAAGUUAGGGAUCAUUUUCUCUGGCCACAACUUUUCGAAAAGGGGCACAGUGCUGAUUUGGAGAAUCCGUAGUGUAGGCUACACUGAAGCCGACAUUCUUCGAACCGACCCAACCAACCAGACCCGAUGAGAACCUGCCAAUGAGAACCCGAUAUUAAUUAAUAGAAUACAGUACGAGAUCCCGGACGCAAGCAUAUUCGCGGUUUCGGAGAACUGUCUCUUUGUCCUGGCUUGGGUAGCACACCAGCCACAAGCGGUACAAGUUCAAGACUGGAACAUAAUUCAAUUGAUCGAUUUUAAGUGCAAGAUGGAAUUUCUCAAAGCUCUCGAAGAAGCCAAGUCGAGCGGAGUGGAUGUGAAAACAUUUUCCCUUAUAUGGAAAAUGGAAGCCGAAUCGAAACUUUUGCCUUUGGGAUCAAGUGCCCCGUCCAGCCCGGGUCAUGGCCCCUCAACUACAGCGGACUCAGCGCCCCCUACUUGUGAAAGUAAUGAACGCCUUUCGGACCCACACAUCCCAACCGUGGAGGAAAGCAUGAUGUGUGUGACAUCAGAGCUGUCCUCGCUCAAACAGUUUUGCCAGGACAUGGCAGCAGACGUGGGUUCCCUCAAGAAGCUCUGUCAGACAGUGUCCUCCAAGCAACAAACUGUCACAGGUCUCUGCAAACAAAUGAACUCUCACCUCGACAAGAUCGGAUGUAUGUACGAGGUCGUGUCUACAGACACAAAGAAAGUAAAAGAACUUUGUUCAAAAAUUACCAGGGACACAGAUUCUUACAAAGGCACUUUGACGAGCAUUUAUUCCUACACAAAGUCCACUCAUGAUCUGUGCUCAAAGAUGGUUGUCAGUCAGAAGGAUAUGAUUUCUCAGUGCAAAGGAAUCGCAGAAACCCAGAAGUCACUCAAAGAGAAUUGCGAUCAGAAACUCGCUGGGCAGAAAGAGAUGAAGGAGACAUUUCAGAAGGCGCAGUCCCAGCCACAGACUGGUGAAGAAACCCCCGACAAGACGCCUCCCGCAGACACAUAUGACAUCAGCAUACGUAAACAGCUGGAAGCCAUUUUACAAGCCGUUCACGAUCUGGAGAAGAACAUAAUAUCUUGGCAACAAAACACGGCACACGAGCAUUUUGAUCAAGUAGCAAACGACCGGAAGUCUAUCCAGAAAACGUUUCAACAGUUUCGUUCAGAUAUCGGAGUUCUACGCAGCGACUUCCGGAAACAGCAGGGUCAGUGGCCUGAUAUGCUAAGUUCUUGUGUGCGUGACGUCACGAGGAAUGAACAAAACAGUCUUCUGGACAGAUUGAGUCAAUUGGAAAACUCGCUGGCGGAUUUCUCAGUUCAACAACAAAAAGCGCUUGGGCAAAGUUUUGAGGCGCUUGUGGAAAACCCCUUGAGGAAAAUGCUCAAUGAAUCCAAACAAUUUAUGGAAAAACUUUUCAAGCAGGCGAAAGUUUGUCCUGCUGCAGACGACGGUUUCAGUUCCAAGGACUGUUCACAAAAAACACUACGCCCAGACAAAAGUACCGCGGAGAGAAAGAAAGAGAGCGAGAAAGAGAGCGAGAGCGAGAGAGAGAGAGAGAGAGAGAGAGCGAGAGAGAGAGAGAGAGAGAAAGAGAGCAAAGAGUACGUGACCACAAAGUCUGAUUCAGCUAAAAAAUCACAAAGCAACCCAAUGAAUUUUGUGGACGAUAGAAACCAGUGUCGCUGGCGUAUAUUCCACUUCAAACAUUUAGCCAGAACACAGUUCCUUUUAAAAGGACCAAGCAUUCACGUCGCUGGUUUUUCUUUCCGCUUCUAUCUGACGAUUAAGAAAGACAUGACCUUUGUUUUAGCUUUGAAGUCAACCAAUGAAGAUCAGUUUGAGCAAGUGAAAAGCUGGCCCCUUGUUUUGAAUGUAGUAAUCGAGUUAAUUGACGAUAUCAAAACGGGAGAAACGGAAGUUUUAUGUAAAAAAGAAAUGAGCAUACAGAGGAAACCUUGCUAUCACGACAAUGCGCUGUGGAUUGACGAUGUUGCUAAACUCAGAUUGUUUCCACAUGGAGAGAAAAAUGAAGUCUGGCUUAGGGGAAGCGUUUACUACUUGAGGCGUUGACCCUCCGCAUGAUACAUACUGUAGUGUAGUCAACAAUACGCGGCGCAACCUAUUGUCAACUAUCAAAAAUUAGACUCUCCAGCUUUUGCACAAUGACUUGUAUCACUUUGUCUCAACAGAUUAACACCCGCUCGCUGUAUUUUUGAAAAUUCCUUAAAAAACACGAACAAAAAACCCCAGUGGGUGAUUUUGAAAAGUGUACAUCCCUUGACCUUGACCAUCAAUGAUUUAUUUAUAGAGGCACACGCCAACCAUGUCCAGGUGCUGUUUUAGCUUCUUUUUCCUUUUUGCGGAUUAAUAUUCUUUUUUUUCCUUCCAAUUUAUUGGUUUCGCUUCCAUGUACCCCGUAUCUAUGGUUCUCAACCUGGAAAUCGCCUAUAAUUCGCUGUAAUCCCCCCCCCCCCCUUUUACCAUUUCUCAUCACCCCUCCCCCCUUAUAGCGUCAUCAUUUAUGCUACCGUCCAUUUUUAUCGAUAACACGGUUAAGGGCAGUAUUAAUGAUAGUUAAGAAAAAUUAAAAAUUAAAUAAAUAAAUAAAUGCAUAAAUAAAAAUAAAGAAAUACAUC